UUGAGUGAUCAUUACUCGGGCGUGUCUUCUCACACUCAAUCACAAAGUCAUUCGUUCAUGUGUGGGGUGGGUGUUUGGUAGAGUUAGUUUUUUUUUUUUUUCUCCCUUUCUUCAAACUAUAAGUUCCAGACGGAGGCGUUGUGUGACGUAAACAAAGAGAAGAAGAUGCACUAUUACAGAUAUGAAAAUGCAGAGGUCAGCUGUUGCUACAAAUACCUCAUGUUCAGCUACAACAUUAUCUUUUGGUUAGCUGGAACAGCAUUCAUUGCAAUUGGCUUCUGGGCCUGGAGUGAAAAGGGUGUUUUAUCAGAUCUGACACAAGUCACACGUCUACAUGGUUUUGACCCAGUUUGGGGAGUGCUUGUUGUAGGCACAGUCACUUUCGUUUUGGGAUUUGCUGGGUGUGUCGGAGCACUCCGGGAAAACAUCUGCCUCCUUAAAUUUUUCUCUGGAGUUAUUGGCUUCAUCUUCUUCCUGGAGCUGACGGCUGCGGUAUUGGCAUUUGUGUUCCAGGGCCAAGUUAGGGAGUGGGUCAACGAAUUCUUCUUGGCCAAUGUGAAGGCUUACAGGGAAGACAUUGACCUGCAGAAUCUGAUAGACUCUCUCCAGAAGCUGAAUCAUUGCUGUGGAGCUAAAGACCCCAACGACUGGAAUCUGAAUGUGUAUUUUAACUGCUCAGACAGUAACCUCAGCAGAGAGAGAUGUGGAGUGCCUUUUUCCUGCUGCAUCAGCGACCCUGCUGAUACAGUGGUGAACACGCAGUGUGGAUAUGAUGUUAGAUCAGGCACAACGUCUAAAUGGAGCAACACCAUUUAUGUCAAAGGAUGCAUAAUAGCUUUAGAGGAGUGGCUUCCACGCAAUCUGUACAUUGUAGCUGGAGUCUUCAUAGUCAUAUCAUUGCUACAGAUGGUGGGAAUCUUCUUGGCAAGGACACUGAUUGGAGACAUUGAAAAAGUCAAGUUUAAUUAUUACUGAGCUCAUGUAACUGGAAGCAAGCAAAAGGCAAUGUAUGGAACAAUAUGUGGACCUCCAGUUAUUCUUCUGCAUCUUUUUUGUGGAGGUCAAGAACAUUUGUGGAGAAGAGGACUCUGGACCAUUCACUGGACCACUUUUUCAGCAUUUCUAAAGGCCACAUAUUGAAUACGCAGCUGCCUAAGUUCAUUUGGAUACUGUCACAUGUGUGCCUUCUAUCUUCAAGUUUACCUCCAGCCCACUCACGUUGUUUUUGUUUGUUUGUUUGUUUGUUUUUUUAAUAGGACCACCAUUAACAUUUUGUAAUUUUGGGACCACUAUUAACCAAGCUUGAUAUACAUAAUGGCCACAGGGUGUAACCGUAACCUAUUAACUAACCUGAAAUGUAAUUCUAAUAAUGAGAAGUAGCAGCCUAUAGUCAACCAAUCUUUAAUUAUUGAAAUGUAUCAGUAUGGUCCGCUUACACAUACUCCAAAAUCUUACGUGUACUUGUUUUUUUCAGUUAGUCCAAAAGCACAAACUGCGAUGUCUUUUUGAAGCAUGUUUAUUUUUCCGUAGAUACAAACAUGCUAAUGAUGAUUUAAAAAAAAAAAAAAAAUUAACUGGCCUAAAUGUAAUUAAAAAGAACAAUUGUAAAGCAGUUUUAAUGGCAGUAAAUACAUAUCUCUUUUCUUAGUUCACUGAGUUUAGUUAUUUUUGUAACUAUUCAUAUUUAUGCAGACAGAAGGUCUGUGUUUAAUGUUAACUGCAAAGAGUGCAGAAGAAAUAUGUCAAGAUCUGAUCAGACUCAUGUGCAAACAGAACGUAUUAAGAAUGCAGUUGGGUAGAAAUCAAAUACCAGCGAGUCUAGAAGAGAAGGGAGCUGAUCUUAUCUUACGUCGUACAGGUGCAUCAGUAUGCGUCCUGUAUUUUUACGCAUUUAUGCUAUUUUUCUAUUGUUAAUGAUCAUUGUAACAGAUUGUCUCACAUUUGAAUUUGAUCAUUUCCUACUGGACCUGUGCAGACCUUAAGGAGUCACUGGAGUUUGAUGGAAAUCACCAUAUGGUUUCUAAUACUGAUGUCAACAUUGCCUUUGAGAUGCCAACACUUACCUCCUUUUUUCUAUUCUUACCUGAUGACUUUAUACAAAAAAUCAGGUUGUGCCUUUUCUCUGGCAUUGAAGGUUUCAUAAAAUGUAUUGUACCGUGUGUUAACUAGAGGUUUUUUUGACAGGCAUUAGUCAUUACACACACAAUAAUGUUUACUUGAUAAUUGUACAGGUAUUCUCAUUUGAAAACUGAACUGCUAUUAUAGCACACAUCUGUAAUAUUAAGUCUUCACACUUGAAUUAGCCAAAACACAAUAUGCAUUCUGACAUAAAUGCAAACAUCUGCCUGCCUUCACUCUUCUCUAGCCCAAAGACUUUUACUGCUAGCUUUCCUUUUCAUAGUUCCAUAUAAUUUACUUGUAUAAUAUGACCUCUGAAAUUCUCAUGAAUGCAAAAAAAGGAAAUUGUAAAAAGAAAAAAAAAAGCAUUUAGUUAAUCUUUUCAAUUCAGAGUGCACUAUUUUGUCCCUUUUUUUGGAGUGUCUGUGCCAUUGUGUAGUGUUAAAGCUUGGUAGAGUAUUUACUGAAAUGCAGUAGUUUCCAUGAUCUUACUGCAAGAGCCUCUUUUUUUUUUUUUUUUUUUUUUUUAAUGAAGGGAUGUUUGUUUUGUUGGAUUUGUCAUUCGAAUGUGUCUUGUCUUUGUAAAUAUUUUAAGAAUUCUUUUCAUUGUUUUAUAUUCAUUAAAAAGUUUGCUAGUUA
Ctenopharyngodon idella (grass carp) is the source of this 2757-nucleotide messenger RNA. It is a transcript of the gene tspan14, whose product is annotated as tetraspanin 14. Lineage: Eukaryota; Metazoa; Chordata; Actinopteri; Cypriniformes; Xenocyprididae. Gene Ontology annotation, cellular component: membrane. The transcript has 9 exons. Gene Ontology annotation, biological process: protein maturation; regulation of vascular endothelial growth factor signaling pathway; protein localization to plasma membrane. The record is from RefSeq and is a predicted model, not a curated record. The coding region runs from base 166 to 975 and encodes 269 amino acids.